AAAAAAAAAUCUAUGACAUUAAAAGGAGGGAAAAUAGUAUUCUUGGCGUUUUGUGAUAAAAACACAUUUUUUUUUUUUAAUCUUCAAAGUAAAUUAUUUAAUUUGUUGUGUCGCAUUAGUGUGUAAAAAAUGUCAAAACAAACAACUUUGUUUAAUUAUUUUCAAUCACCAAAAGGUGUCAAACCGUCUAAUGAUAAAUCACCGGCACCAAAGCCUAAGGAGAAACAAACACCAAAAAGAGAACAAAGAGAAAAAGGUCAAUCAAAACUUGGUUUAACUAAGGAGAAAGAAAAUCAAUUGAAAUCAAAAAACGAAUUAAAACCUGAAACACCAAAACGAAAGAAACAAGUUUUAAAAGAUAAAAAAGGUACUCCACAAAGAAAAAGAUCUGUCGAUGAUUUUGAAGAUGAUAGUGAAGAAGUGAGUCCCGUGAAACCAAAAAGGCGAAGAUUAAUAAUUCCAGAUGACGAUAGCGAUUCUGGUGACGAUUUUAAACCAGAUUCUGUUGAUGAAGAUUCAGAUUCUGGAUCGGAUGGUGUUUCGGAAGAUGAACCGGAAACACCAAGUGAAGAUGAAACUCCUCAAAAAAAGAGAAAAGCCAACAAUGGUACACCACGAGCACAAAAAACUAAUUCACGAGCUAAAAAAGCUGUUGAAAAGACACCAAGCACAUCUCAGUCUUCACAAGAAUCAAAAACAUUUAAAGAUCCGGAUUCUUGGCCUCAUUUAAAAUACGACUUUGUACAACCGAAUAAAAUACGAGACUUGGAAUUGAGGAAAAAAGAUCAUGAAAAUUAUGAUCCAAGAACAAUUCACGUGCCAAAUGAUUUUCUUAACAAUCAAACUCCGGCAAUGAGACAAUGGUGGCAACUAAAGAGUAAAAACUAUGAUUGUGUUUUGUUCUUUAAAGUGGGAAAAUUCUAUGAAUUAUAUCAUAUGGAUGCUGUUCUAGGAGUCAAUGAAUUGAAUUUAUCCUACAUGCGUGGAGAAUUUGCACAUUCGGGUUUUCCUGAAAUUGCAUAUGGACGUUUCUCAGCUAGUUUAAUUGAGAAGGGCUAUAAAGUUGCAAGAGUCGAGCAAACUGAGAAUCCCGAAAUGAUGAAUAAGCGCGUUGCUAAAAUGAGUAAAUCAACGAAAUUCGACAAAGUAGUUAAACGUGAAAUUUGUCAAAUUUCAUCGAAAGGCACUAGAGUCUAUACAGCUCAAGACGGUGAAAUAAAUGCACCAUCAUCAAAAUAUUUAUUGUCUCUAACGGAAAAACAAUUUCACGAGGAUAAAACACCUUCUUACGGUAUUUGUUUUCUUGAUACAACAAUUGGCGAUUUUUAUCUAGGACAAUUCAAUGAUGAUCGUUGUAAUUCACGACUAUUAACACUUCUUGCUCAUUAUCCUCCAGUUCACAUUAUUUAUGAACGUGGUAAUUUGUCGCAAAACACAUUGAAAAUAUUAAAUGGUAUGUUACCAUCAGCGAUUAAGGAACCUUUACAAAAAGAAGUACAAUUUUGGUCAGCUCCAAAAACAUUAAAAUAUUUACAUGAACAAGAGUAUUUUCAAAAUAAAGAUUCCAAAUUUGAAUGGCCUAAGGAAUUGAAACUUUAUCUCAAUCCAGGCGAUAGUUUGGGAUUAACUCCCGCGGAAGAUAAAGAAUUAGCUGUUAAUGCACUUGGUGGAUGUGUGUAUUUAUUGACACAAUAUUUUUUGGAUCAACAAUUAUUGGCACAAGGACGAUUUAAAUCGUAUAUUCCACCAGAUUUUGCAAUUGAUGGAACAAAAUUCGCUAGCAGUAUGGUUCUGGAUGCAAUUACAAUUAAUAAUUUAAAAAUUUUGAAUGGUGAAGGUUCACUUUUGAAAACACUUGAUCGAUGUUGUACAGCGUUUGGUAAAAGACUGCUUCGCGAGUGGAUUUGUCGACCUUCUUGUCGAAAGGUCGUUAUCAUACAGCGGCAAGAAGCAGUUACUGAGCUAAUGGAGCGAAUAGACGAAGUGCGAAGCGCACGUUCCAUGAUGAGCGUUCUUCCUGAUCUCGAGAGACUUUUGAGCAAAAUUCACGCUCAAGGAAAUCAUGCAAAAAUGUAUAAUCAUCCUGAUGGAAGGGCUAUUAUGUUUGAAGGUCCUACAUAUACAAAGAGAAAAAUUGUUGAUUUUAUAACAGUUCUUGAAGGAUUUGAACAAAUUUUGAAAAUCAUUCAAUUUUUCGAUGAAUUCAGUAGCGUUCUAAUUAAACACUGUACGCUCGUUGAGCCCGAAGGUGAUUUUCCCGACUUGACGGAAACUCUCGAGUACUUUAAGACGGCUUUUAAUCAUGAAGAAGCUAAGAAAAUUGGUUCAAUUGUACCAAAAAAAGGCGUCGAUACAGAAUACGAUGCAGUAUUGGAUGAAAUUGCCGAAAUUGAAAAGGACAGUGCCAAAUAUUUGGAGAAGCAGAGAAAAUUUUUUGGAGUUAAAGUAACAUUUGUUGGAAGUGAUAAAAAACGUUAUCAAUUGGAAAUUCCCGAUUCACAAGUGAAAAAAGUCGAUUCCAGUUAUGAACUUCAAUCACAACGAAAGGGAUUUAGAAGAUAUUAUAAUGAAUAUACAAGGGAACUUUUGUCGCGACAAAUCAACGCUGAAGAGAAUAGAGAUAAAGUAUUGAAAGAUUUAAAUCGACGACUAUUUGCAAAAUUCAGCGAAAAUUAUGAAAUGUGGAAUUUGGCUGUUUAUAAAUUGUCAACUCUCGAUGUACUCAUGUCAUUGGCUGAAUAUUCAGCAUCUGAAGAUACAUGUAUUCCUACUAUUUUUGAUGACUCGGAUGAAAAGACAAUCAUUGAAAUAAUUGAGGGUAAACAUCCGUGUAUUGUGUCCGAUAAUUUUAUACCCAAUGAUACAUUGUUGGGAACAAAUGACAUUAAACCAUUGUUGAUUCUCACUGGACCAAAUAUGGGAGGAAAAUCGACUCUCAUGAGACAAGUUGGCUUACUGGUUAUAAUGGCACAAAUAGGAUGUCAAGUGCCAGCAAGUAGUUGUUCAAUAACGUUGAUUGAUCGUAUUUUCACGAGAUUGGGAGCAAAUGAUGAUAUUAUGGCUGGUCAAAGUACAUUCCUGGUUGAAUUAAGUGAAACAUCUGCAAUUCUUCAACACGCUACACCAUAUUCUUUAGUUUUACUUGACGAAUUGGGAAGAGGAACAUCAACAUAUGAUGGAACGGCAAUAGCAGCUGCAGUAGUCGAUGCACUUACAAAAAUGAAAUGUCGUACGUUCUUUUCGACUCAUUAUCAUUCACUCGUCGAGGAUUACAAGACAAACGAGAAUGUCACAUUGGCUCAUAUGGCUUGCAUGGUAGAAUCCGAAGAAGAGGACGUUUCACAAGAAACUGUUACAUUCCUUUACAAGUUAAGUGAAGGAGCAUGUCCUAAAUCGUAUGGUUUCAAUGCUGCUCGUCUUGCUGGCGUUCCUUCUUAUAUUACGCAAAAGGCACAUGAAGUAGCUAAACAGUUGGAACGGGAAACCAAUUUAAGGCACAUUUUUGCCUCCAUAUGUAAACUUAAUGAUGAAUCCAAUAUCAGAUCAAUGAUUGAGGCCAUUUAAGAAGGUAAAAAAAAAAAGAAAUUACCUCAAUGAAUAUUUUUCAGUAUUAAUUUUGUUUAAAACCUUUUUUAUUACAAGAUUUGUCUCGUUUUGUUUAAUAAUUAUUUUUAAUAUGAUUCUAUAGUUACCCGUAAAUAAAUGUACUAAGUGCGACGUUAAACGUUUUAAGGAGAAAAUGAAUCUCGUGUAUUUUUUUACAUUUCUCAUUGAAUAAAUACUUUUUUCAUAA
Molecule: messenger RNA, 3793 nt
Organism: Leptopilina boulardi
Lineage: Eukaryota; Metazoa; Arthropoda; Insecta; Hymenoptera; Figitidae
Gene: Msh6
Product: probable DNA mismatch repair protein Msh6
Exons: 21
Coding region: 130-3564 (1144 amino acids)
Biological process (GO): mismatch repair
Cellular component (GO): nucleus; MutSalpha complex
Molecular function (GO): ATP-dependent DNA damage sensor activity; mismatched DNA binding; ATP binding
Source: RefSeq, a predicted model, not a curated record